This is a messenger RNA of Pseudoliparis swirei, 2210 nucleotides long. It is a transcript of the gene ropn1l, whose product is annotated as rhophilin associated tail protein 1-like. Lineage: Eukaryota; Metazoa; Chordata; Actinopteri; Perciformes; Liparidae. The record is from RefSeq and is a predicted model, not a curated record. The coding region runs from base 758 to 1477 and encodes 239 amino acids. The transcript has 5 exons.
ACUGUACACACGGGCAGCCGGCCAUAGUUUUAGCCUUGUGCGUUUCUUUUUUCACACUCAAUAUUCAGCAGUCCAGGUAACGUUACAGUUUUCUGCAGGAACAUUAUAUCUGUUGGCUAUUUGCCAAGCUGGGGAUCGUUUAGUAGAAAACUAAAUACAUUUAGCGUUAUUGAUUUAAAUCGAGCGGAUAAGACAUAUGGCGUUAACUAACAGUAAUAACGCGGAUGAGUGUGCUUUCCAUUACAAUACAUCAAAACGUAGAAUAGCGUUAUUUGCCCGUUUCUAUGGAUCUACGUUAACUUGAGGCGAGCUGUUAUCAGACAAACUUCCCGGUUACCGACGCGUCUGACGCGGUGUCCUGAACGUUAGCUCCGUUUCACCGGCUGUGAACGGGCCGUAAAACGCGCCACCUGUCGUGUCCACUCAGACACGUGGCGCUCGGCCCUUUACUUUCCUGCUGGGGCCGUUUCUCAUUCCGUUAACGCUGCCAAAGUGACGGCGCCCACUGCGUCGUCUCCCGGCUGCUUUUAUGACCCAGGCCUGAAUUCAUCACACGGGUCUGUUGAGGAAAAGGAGGACGUGCAUACAUCUGCAGCUUAAGUCGGUAUCUCUGAGACACGUGACCUUCACGGUCUUUACCUCCAUGACAUGUGCAUACUAAUAGUUUGGUAAUUGUCACUGCCUAUAGUUUGAAGUGGCUGGCGAGUUGCCACUUUUCAUUUGUUUCAUCGAUCUGCUCAUUGGACUUUUUAUUGCAAUGUGUUAUGUUGCAGCCAUGCCUCUUCCAGACACAAUGUUCUGUGCCCAGCAAAUCAACAUCCCCACCCAGCUGCCAGACAUCCUGAAGAACUUCUCCAAGGCAGCCAUCCGUACACAGCCCACGGAUCUGCUGCUGUGGUCUGCAGCAUACUUCAGAGCGCUGUUUAAAGGAGAGUGUCUGCCUGUCAAGGAUAGGCUGGAGACGAAUGCCACACAUAAGACCGACACUGGGCUGACUCCUGGUCUCCUCAAGACUCUCCACAAACAGCUGUCCGCCAGUGAACCAUGCAGCAAGGAGGAAGUGCAGAUGAAAUGGAAGGGUCUGUGUCUCCCCAUGGAUCAGCUGGAGGCCCUGCUGUCGCUGGGCAGUUUUGGCUCAGCCAUCGACUGGAUGGAGUUCUUUGCCCUGGGCUGCAGUGCUCUGGGAGGGACCCUCCUGAGUUCCCUUAAGUUUGCGUGUGAAAUCCUGACAGAGGACGAGGAGGGCGGUGCUGCGAGGAUCCCGUUCAGCACCUUUGUCAAACUCUACACCUACCUGUCUCACCUGGAAGGGGACACGACGCAGUAUUGCAUCGAUAACUUCCUAAGCAGCCUGCAGGCACAAGUGGAUCUCCAACAUGGGAUGAUUAAACCUCUGGACUUCAUCCAUUGGGAGGAUAUGGACUCAACUCCUUCUAAUCUUAUAAAAUGUGCCAUAGAAACAUCAAGAACCGAUUAAGAACAAUGAAAGACAGAAAUGACCAAGCAUUAUGUUUAACAAAGAAAGAUGAACCGAAUCCUAAAAGAUCUUUGUGGUGAGUGCAGCCUGUGUAAGUCGGUGUGGCUAAAAAAGAGAUUCAGCUGGAGGUCCUGCCACGACGCCGCCUCUGAUGUCACUGAUGUGCUAACAGAGCCUGGACGCCACGCCACUGACAUCACCACACUGUCAUCAAGGGCUGUUUUAGAGCGUAGACAUGGGGUUUACAACUCACUAUUAUCUCCUAGCUGGGGUGGGAUGAGCCAGCAGAAACCUCCAGGACUGCUAUUACAGGAACUGGUAAACACCCUCAAACAUUAUUCCCCUUCAGCCCAAUUAUGUUCUUCAUGGAACCGUGAUCUCACAAUACCCACUGUGACACACAUUGGCAGAUGUAAAAUAAAUUAGUGAGAUCUGGACUGCUUUUGAAAAGUCACUUUGUAUUUCAAGAGAGAAGUUGCAAGAGUUUCACUCUGUGUGUGUAUGUGUGUGAUAGGGGUCUCAUUUGCUUCACAGUGGAUUUGUUUCUGUUGUGUUCUUUAGUGUUUAUAAUACUGGUUUCCAUAAAGGGUCUAACAGCAUUUGUGGAAUAUGCUAACAAUACAUGAAGUUGAUUUGUCCAGGCUGUGUUUGGGAGUUGUUCUUACACACAUGAACACACAUCACAAAAAUGAUCGAAUUAAGGGUCAUGCCUGAUUAAAAUGAGUAAAUUACC